Molecule: messenger RNA, 2610 nt
Organism: Clarias gariepinus (North African catfish)
Lineage: Eukaryota; Metazoa; Chordata; Actinopteri; Siluriformes; Clariidae
Gene: znf652
Product: zinc finger protein 652
Exons: 6
Coding region: 680-2566 (628 amino acids)
Biological process (GO): regulation of transcription by RNA polymerase II
Cellular component (GO): nucleus
Molecular function (GO): DNA-binding transcription activator activity, RNA polymerase II-specific; RNA polymerase II cis-regulatory region sequence-specific DNA binding
Source: RefSeq, a predicted model, not a curated record
GUGUGUGUGUGUGUGUGUGCAUGCGUAUAUGUGUGUCGGUAGUAGUGAGAUUUCUAGAUCUCUGCACCUUAACCAGCCAACAGUUUCGUUUAUCUCUCCCACACACCGUAGUGGAUGCCGAACAAACGCUGGCUUACCUUUUCUAGACGGAUACGCGGAUACGAAAGAGCCGCCAAUCUCAGCGCUCAGAGGUCAGUUUGGCUAGAAAAGGCAGCCUGUGGUACAACGCUUCUGAAACAGACCUGGCGGGUUGCUACGACCACAAGAGGUUAAUCUCGGCGCACAACUAGUCGUUUUCUGCUGAUUCAGCAGUUUUUAACGAACCUUUCCAUCACCUAAAGGCGUAGAGACGCUUUUAAUCCAAACGGCAGCCACUUCGCCCCGACAAGUGAGUGCAGACCGCAUGAGCUGAAAAUAAAGUGGGAAACCUGCGACGUCUUCCAUUUCGUCUCUCUACCUGCCUCUGAUGUGGGGGGUCAUGGAGGCUAGGUUCGGUUUGGGCUGAGGCAUCUUGUUCUCUUCUCCCCUCGAGGGAGGGGUAGGAGAUUUGGUUCCUGCCCAGGUCCGUAGCCAACAGCCACAGUUUUUCUUAUUAUUAAACAAUCUGCACAAACACAGACUAAUCUGUACACAAAUGAAGUCGCGCCAACUCUGAAAAGAAGAGACGACAGAGGAAGCCAUGUCACAGGAGGAGGGGCCGAGGACGCAUUCCACGCAGACCUACUACCAUCAUACCUCUCUAGCAGACAGCGACCUAUCACCAAAGCUCUACAAGCAGGAGGGAGUGUCCAAGCCCUAUUCAGUGCUGGUUGACAACAAGAUGCCUGCCAAAGCGCUGGCUCCCGACCUCGAGCCCAGUCCUGCGCCUCUUCAGCAUUACUACAAAGAAGCUUCCGGAACGGCUGGAGCCGAUGGAGCUGCGAAGACCAAAAACGACGGGACGUCUGACGACACCGAGGAAGAAGAGGAGGAAGACGAGGAAGAGGAGGAGGAGGAGUUUAAGCGGGCGCAGAUCAUUGUUGAGGUGAACCUAAACAAUCAGACCUUGCAUGUGUCCAAAGGUGACAAAAGCAUCCCUGCAGGAGAGGUGAAAAGUGACAGUGAAGAAGAAGAAGAGGAGGACGAAGAGGAAGAGGAGGAGGAGGAAGAAGAUGAGGAAGAUGAUAGUAUGGAAGAGGAAGACGACAGUGCCGAGGAGGACCCUGACGAUGAGGAAGAAGAGGAAAACGAGACCCGGAGGACGAGAUCCAAGCGUGCACGCACGAAGAGCCAUCGCGUCGCCGUAACGUCGACGGGGUCCAUCGGAGUAACAACGAGGGGGCGAAGGAAGAGCGCCGAAGCCCCACCGCAGAAGCGCAGGUCGGUGCGGGACAGAAGGGGCUCCGGGCCAUCUGCUUCGGGAGGAGGCAGGGAGGGCGAGGAACGCGAAACGCUGGCGUGCGAGAAAUGCCCGCGUGUGUUCAACACGCGCUGGUACCUGGAGAAGCACAUGAACGUCACGCACAGGCGCAUGCAGAUCUGUGACAAGUGCGGCAAAAAGUUCGUGCUGGAGAGCGAGCUGGCCCUGCACCAGCAGACUGACUGUGAGAAGAACAUCCAGUGUGUGUCAUGUAAUAAAUCCUUCAAAAAGCUCUGGUCGCUUCACGAGCACAUUAAGAUUGUCCACGGGUAUGCCGAGAAGAAAUUUGCCUGCGAGAUAUGCGAAAAGAAGUUUUACACCAUGGCUCAUGUCCGCAAGCACAUGGUCGCUCACACUAAGGACAUGCCGUUUACCUGUGAAACCUGCGGAAAGUCCUUUAAGCGCAGCAUGUCUCUAAAGGUGCACUCGCUUCAGCAUUCGGGGGAGAAGCCCUUCCGUUGUGAGAACUGUGAUGAGCGUUUCCAGUAUAAGUAUCAGCUGCGGUCUCACAUGAGCAUCCACAUUGGACACAAGCAGUUCAUGUGCCAGUGGUGCGGCAAAGACUUCAACAUGAAACAGUAUUUCGAUGAGCAUAUGAAGACGCACACAGGUGAGAAGCCGUUCAUUUGCGAGAUCUGUGGGAAGAGUUUCACCAGUCGGCCCAACAUGAAGCGUCACCGGCGCACGCACACCGGAGAGAAGCCGUACCCGUGCGAAGUGUGUGGUCAGCGUUUCCGCUUCUCCAAUAUGCUCAAGGCGCACCGAGAGAAGUGCUUCCGGGUCACGAGCCCCAUGACACAACAGUCAGCCAGCAUGCCUAUCUCUGUCCAUCUCACUGGCCACACCCCUUCUUCCUCCGGCCACACCUCCAGCCCACCGCUGCCCUCUCAAGGCACAUCCACCGCAGCAGCCAUGGGCCCAGGGAUGAUCUCUCCCGGAAUUGGACAUGGGUUUUCCCAUUUGCACAUGCAGGCCACGGCCACGCAGCACCACCAGACCCAUUUGCAUCACCCUGGGCACGCACCUAUGACGAGCCACCCCUCUUCGCACCAGUCCGUGCCCCCCUCCCUCCUGCCGUCCCCCCCUGCGCUUUUUAAAAGCGAGCCGAUCAACCACUGCGCCCACGAGGACGCGUACCUGAGGCCAGGCCCUGCACAGCAGCAUUAAGAACUAAUCGAACUGAUUGUAUCACACACACACACACACACACA